This is a messenger RNA of Sphaerulina musiva SO2202, 4148 nucleotides long. RefSeq lists its product as uncharacterized. NCBI's taxonomy places the organism in Eukaryota, Fungi, Ascomycota, Dothideomycetes, Mycosphaerellales, Mycosphaerellaceae. The record is from RefSeq and is a predicted model, not a curated record. Gene Ontology annotation, molecular function: mRNA binding. Bases 108 to 4031 code for a protein of 1307 amino acids. The transcript is spliced from 2 exons. Gene Ontology annotation, biological process: nuclear division. Gene Ontology annotation, cellular component: nucleus; cytoplasm.
CGAUUCGACCUACUGCACGCGCAUGAACGUCUAACCGAUUAUUCCGCCUCGCAACGAUCAAUCGCCUCCCCAAUAUUGUCUACUCCCACUCGGUAUCCUGAUACAGUAUGGCCACUACCACGAACGGCAACAGCAAUGCCGCUACUGAAGGCAUGAGCGCGGCGGAGCGCCUGAUGCAGGCCCACAAUGUCACCAUUGAAGACGCAGUUGACGAGGACCUGCCUGUUCCCGCCGCGAGCUCCUCGGACGCCGCCUCUGGCGCUGUCUCUGGCUCUGAGCCCAGCAGUAACGGCACCGGCAUUAAAGCUGCGGGCAAGCAGCCUGUCCGUGAUGCGCCUGCGCCUGCCGCCAGUUCUAACAGGCCUGCACUGGACACUCAAUCUGAAGAGUUGUUCCCAUCAUUGGGUGCUUCCAAGGCGCCGACCACAGGCUCAAGCAUGUGGUCCAAGAAGCCUGCCGCUAUCGGUAAAGCUAAUGGUACUGCAACUGCCGGAAAACCAGUGAAUGCAGCUUCCCGCUCCGCAGCCCCCAGCGCUGGGUUCCAGAGCGGAUCUGGCCUUGUGAACCUCCCUGGUCGAAACAGCGAGAGCAUCGUGCUUCCCUUGUCCGAGAUGAAGCCACGCAAGGAGCUGAAGAAGCCCGUGGCGGACAUCCUUCGCGACAUAAACAAACGUAGCAAAGCUUCGGUUGUGAUGAAACCUGGUACGAAUGGUGCCUUCGUCUUUGAGGGCACGGGACCCAUCGACGCUGUGCGGUCGGCUCUGAAGGAAGUUGCGGGUGAAUUAUAUGCUAAGAAAUCCGAAAAAGUACCCGUGCCCAUGAGUGUCCGUGGUAGGAUCGUGGGGAAGCAGGGUGCCACCAUCCAGGCUAUUUCCAAGAGAAGUGGUGCUCGUAUCAAUAUUUCGAAGCAGGAGGCAGCGGAAAUCCUCGAGGAUGAUGACAUGGAUGCCUCCGUGGAUGUAAUGAUCGAAGGCGACCCCAUGUCCGUCAGUCUGGCGAAGCAAGAGAUUGAAAAGAUCGUGAACGAGCAUUCAUCCUCUGUCAGCUCACGUCUUCGGAACGUACCACCGGAGUACUACCCUUUCCUUGCUGCGCGGGACAACCAGCGUCUCCACGAUCUGCAGCAAGGUCGCGACCUCAGAAUCAACAUCCCACAAUACCAUGUCUGGAAAGAUUCUUUGCCAGACGCUUCCGUCGAUCGCCAGCCUGCGGCCUUUAAGCCCCAGACGGGACUACCGAUCCAGCUCGCUGGAGAUCGAUAUGCAAUCGCUGAGGCCAAGGCAGAGAUUGAGCGACAGGUGCGAGAGCUGGAGCAAAAGCUCACCCUGGAGCACAUUUCUGUAGAGAAAGGUAGGCACCAGUUCAUCGUCGGUGAAAAGGGCAAGGCCUUGCACGACUUCCUACAGGAAACUGGCUGUUCCGUGAUACUGCCACCGGACGGGAAUGACAGUGAGACCCUCGCCGUUAUUGGUCCGGCGGACAAGAUCGAAGAAGCCACGAACAGAGUGUUGGAACUUGCGUCGAGCAUGGCUAUGGCUAGUGCUGAUAUUGCACGAGCUCACUCUGGCGCACCGAGGGGCGCAAAUGUACACGCCCGUGAAAUCACGCGAUACUUGCAGCAACGCAGUGCUUUGCAAGAUCUAGAGCGUGUCCACGACGCUCGCAUAGUGCCUGACAGCACGGGUGCCUGGCAGAUUUACGCUCGUGAUGGUAAGAACGCCAUCAAAGCUCGUGCCGACAUCAUGAACCUCGUCGCUGGACAUCCACCCAGCCGCUUCCAAUCAGUUCAGGUUGACCCAUUUUACCAUCAGCACAUCCGAGAAAACGCGGCGCCACAAAUUCGAGAAAGGCACGGAGUUCGAGUAGUGAUGCCUAAUGAGCUGAGCGAUGAGCCUGUGCUUCUGGUCUUCGAGGGUCGUGUGCCUUCACCUGACUACCAGUUACCACGUGGAGUUCCGCAGGCACAACAGGUACAGGCUUUUGGACAGGCCCUGCAGCAGGCCCAGCAGGAAAUCGAUGCUCUUCUCAAGGGAAGACCUGACAUCGUGUCCAGGCAGGUGGACGCUCCAGCCAAGUUCCACGACAAGAUCAGACGGCACAUUGAUCAACAUCAUCAGGGACUCGCUGCCGGCCAACUUCCUGUUCAAGUCUCAUAUGGUGGUCAACGUCAGGCGGAGACGAGACGCACUCCAGAACCCAAUCUAGAUCUGCGCGGACCAGCAGACUCCGUCGAGACUCUUCUGGCCAGUCUUCUUCCCUUCAUUGAGCAGGAGCAUAAGGAUGAAUUAGAGCGUGACUUUAAGCUUAGCUUCGAGUUUCCACAAAAGCAUGCCAACCACUUGAUUGGGCGCAAGGGCGAACACAUCAACGGGCUCCGCGAGAAAUUUGAUGUCGACAUACAGCUCAAUGAUGGACAGUGCGAAAUCAAAGGCCCACAGGCCAAGGCAAAUCUAUGCAAGAGCCACAUACUUGGCUUGGUCAAGAAGCUCGACGACGAAAAGACCCAUCAUCUCAACAUUCCUCAAGAAUUCCACAAAGACCUCAUUGGGGCACAGGGAAGUCAGGUGAAUCGUCUCCAGGAAAGAUAUGGUGUUCGAGUGCAAUUUCCCAGGAACAAGCUGGGAACUGAGGAUGAGCCGGCGGUGACAGAAGGGACUAACCGUCGCGAGACUCAAAAGGCUUACGAAGUCAUUGUCAAGGGCCCUAGCAAAGGCGCAGACGGUUGCAGAGAGGAACUGCUUAGCCUGCUGGAAUAUGUCAAGGAUAAUUCCCACAGUGCUGUCGUGUCAGUCGCCCAGAAUCAAUUGCCGUCACUGAUCGGCGCAGGCGGUAAAGAAAUGGACGCCUUGCGUCUAGAGACUGGCGCUCAGAUCGACGUGCCGAGUGCAAGGGACGCUGCUGGUCCAGAGGGCCGUGUCGACAUCAAGAUCAGAGGGUCGAAGAGGGCAGUUGAUGAGGCAAAGAAGUUGGUCCAGGAGAAAGCCAAAGUUUUCGACAACACUGUGACCCGGGUCCUGGACGUCGAGCGGAGGCAUCAUCGUCACAUAAUUGGGCCACAGGGAAGCCACUUGCGAAACCUGAUUGUACAGGCUGGUGGACCGGAAGACACACGUCUUCACAACCGCAUGAUUCGCUUUCCAAAGAGCGACGCCGAGGGCAAUGAAAUUCGGGUAGAAGGCCAGAAGGCGGUGGUAGACAAGAUUUGCGCCGCGAUUCAGGCAGUGGUUGCUGAACACGAGUCGCAGACUACGGAGAUCCUUGAAGUCAAGCCCGACAAGCACCGACUACUCAUUGGACGCGGCGGUGAGACGCGACGGCACAUGGAGCAACAAUUCAACGUGUCGAUCAAUAUUCCUCGGCAGAGUGAAACUGGACCGCAGCGCUCUCAGGUGCGCAUUACAGGCCAGCCGGCAGAGGUGCAAAAGGCGAAAGAACACAUUGUCGAAAUUACAAAGGACCUCGAGGGCGAAACGGUCGGUGUGCCCCGGAAACUCCACCACAUCAUCGCAGACAAUGGGCAGUUCUUUCGUCGUUUGAGAAACGACCACAAAGUCACAGUCGACCACGAUGGCCAACGGCCGCCCCCGAAGCAGGCGAUGCCGGCGCCUAGCCGCGCGAAUGGAGCAGGUGCUAUGCCCCUGAUCACCGACGAGCCCUCGGACGCUGCCAAUAGCCACUCGUGGGAAGCGCACGAUCUUCACGGGUCUUCUGAGGAAGGAGAGAUUCCGUGGGUAUUGUCGGGACCUUCGCCAGAGGCGGUACAGGCUGCUCGUGCGAAGCUAGAUGCUGCAAUGGCAGAAGCGAGUAAGCAGGACACGAUCGGUUUCCUGAUUUUGCCCGACCCUCGAGCAUACCGCCAUGUGAUUGGACCAGGUGGCAGCGAAAUCAACCGCAUUCGCAAGAAGACGGGCACCAAGAUCCAAGUGCCGCGCGACCAAAGUGCCGGCGAGGCGAUUGAGAUCCAGGGCUCGAAAGAAGGCGUGCACCAGGCAAAGGAGAGCAUAUUGGAAGUUGUGCAGAUGAACGCAUAGAACAGCGGGUAUCCUCGGUACCGACAUCGUUGAAGGAGAAUGUGAGCAUGAUUUCAGCUCCACGAAAAAGCUUGCCAAUGUAUAUAUCUCGCUGCAAUACUACUUAACGUCUUGUUG